AAUAAAAUCUCGCCUCGCUUCAGUCCCGGGCUCCCAGCCAAAGCCCCCCGUCGCCCACCACCCCCAAUCUCCACGCGUCGCCGCCGCCUGCCGGCGAGUCAGUCUAUCCCCCCUCCGCCACGCCGCCGAAGGUUCCCGACCCCGCGGCGGUUCGGAUAAGACGGUCGCCGCCGCCGGCCCCGCUCUCGCGCCGCGCUCCAAUCGGCCCCGGGACCGCUUCGGGCUGGAUCUAGGGUUGCGUGGGGAGGGGUUCUGGAAGCCCCCGCCGCGAUGGACGCGGCGGGCGACGGCGGCCACGGCUUCAAGGCCGUCUUCACCGCCGCCGGCGAGGAGCUGCUCCAGGGGCGCGUGCGGGAGAAGCUGCGCGAGCUCAGGAGCGCCCCCGAGCACAGCCUCCUGUGCAGGAUUAUGUUAUGAUGUUGCUCAAGAAUGGAAGAUCUAAGCAAACGGCCAGAGCGGAGCUUGAAGUAUUUCUAGGGGAUGAUACUGAUGCAUUCGUUUCCUGGUUGUGGGAGCAUGUUUCUUCACACUUGCACCUUUAUGUGCAAGCACAAGAACAAAAUCAGGAGACUAAGAAUGAUGAGUCUCCCAAAGAAGUAUCUGGAAGACAAAAAUCAUCAGAUGUGCUCCCAAGAAGCAACGGUCAAACUCAUUCUGAGCAUACAAUUGAAUCAAGUACAGCCACAAGGAGACGGAAUAAGAGGGAGUGGAAAGGAAUUGGUCGGGAGGGUAAUGAAAAUUUUCCACUUCGAAGUGUACUAACUGAUAUUCUUCAUGGAGAGGAGAAAAGAUCACAAAAAUCUAGUGAAAUACGACACCCUCCAUCAAGGCAACAGAAUGGCAGGAAGCGUGAAAGGGACGAUGAGCCACAGCAAACAAAGAGAGACAUCUCAUCACGCCCCAUGAUAGGUGGUGGUGCCUCUCGCCGUCUCCUACAGUUUGCUGUUCGAGAUGCAGUAAAAGCUGUACAGCCAACCAGCAGCUCUGCUGAACCAGCAUCCAAGCGUCUGCGCUCUGUGGUUUCCACAACUUCUGCAGAGAACAUGUGUCAUAGGAGAUCAGAAAGAUCUCAAGACAAGCUGCGUGAUAGAAGAUCAGAAAGAUCUCAAGAUAACCCAAGUGAUGAAAGAUCAGAAAGAUCUCAAGACAACCCGAGUGAUAGGAGAUCAGAAAGAACUAGGCCAACACUACAGGUGCAGGGAGCUGCUUUAGCUCUUAGAGCUGCAGCAGAAGCUGCUGCAGAUUCUACCAAAGUUAGAUCUACUGGAAGUGUUUUCAAGCGAUUGGGUCAAGGGAAUGUUGUUAAACAGCCAUCUCGUUCUCGUGAAGAGAAGAGAGAUUAUGAAGAUUUUGAACCAGUUAUGACCAUAGAUGAACAUGAUUCUGAUCGAUAUGUUAAUAAUGAAGAAUCUGAAGAGGAAUCAGGAGAGCUGACCAUGACAGAUCGGGUAGCUGAAAUGAAUGUUGAUUCGAGCUCUGAAGAUGAUAUGGACCGAGAUGAGGGGAUUACAAGAUACCAAACCUCUAUUUCACAUGAAGGUGCUUUCUCAUUGUUUGAAGAGAAGAAAGCUUUAUCGACAAAAUGCAGUGUUGAACUAGAGACAGAUGCAAUAAGGUCUUCAAGUGUGAUUGCUGAGGAACAACCUGUUCCUUCAUCAACAAAAACAGCAAAUAAAGCUGUGGCUAGUUCUGUUGAUGUUAAUACAGUGGAACCUGUUAGUUAUGAAACUCCAAAAGAUGUUCAUGUUGUGGAGAAGCCUUAUGUUACACCCUUGAAUUCAAAUGCGACCAGCGUGGCCACCAAUGCCAAAGAAUCAGGUCAUGCAGAAGUCCAAAAGGAUUCUCAGCGGGCUGCACCAUCUGUUGCAGUUUCAUAUAGCACAGCACACCCAACUGAGGAUGCAGAUUCGAGAACCCUCUACAUUAGCAAUGUGCACUUCGCUGCCAAAAAGGACUCAUUAUCUCGCCAUUUCAACAAGUUUGGUGCAGUACUGAAAGUAGUCAUUGUCACUAAUGCUGCAACGGGUCAGCCAACAGGAUCUGCCUAUGUAGAGUUUUUACACAAAGAAUCAGCUGAACGUGCUUUGUCAUUGAAUGGCACAUCAUUUAUGACUCGUAUUCUUAAGGUUGUCCGUCGAAGUUCUCAUGAAGCCGCUCACUUCUAUGGUUGGCCUGGUAGUGGACGAUCAUCAUUGUAUGGUAGGCACGGUAGGAUGGCAUACCCAAGGGCUGUUCUCCCUGGCGGUUCCUUUAGAGGGCGUGCUCCGAUGAAAGCUGGUGCUAGAAGUUUACAGUGGAAACGUGAGCCUUCAGGCACUGAUUCAGGUGCAAAAACUGACAUGAGUGUGCCGUUAUCCUCUGAGCAGGUGCUCCCACCUGCUACAUAGGAGAGCAUGUUAUAGUUAAGCUGAUAACAAGAACCAAUUGGUAUCUUGCUCGUUGCCCCUAAUGGUUAAAUUUGGACAGCAAGCUGAGAAGAUUGUUCCUUCCUGCUGCACUGUAAAAAAGUCCAAAAAAAGCAUGCAGAAUAGAAAAUGUUAAAAAUAAGAAAACGGGGGAUGAGGUUGGCAUCAGAAAUAUGAUAAGCUUAUCAUGCUGAUAACUGGAGUUGGUCCUCUUCACAACAUGUGAGCAGGCUAACAUACUAGCCAAGCAGUUUUCUUUCUACUCCAGCCAUCUGAAAGAGGAUCAUCCAUAUUUGUGAUAAUCACAACCUUUUGGUUGUGUUCAGUCAUGGGCAGGAUUGAUGAACAUAUGCUUCAAGCUUGUGGGAUGGCAGAUGCUUAUCAAGUAAAAAAAGAUGAGCAGAUUUUGGUCAAGACAUUUAGUGAUCAUGGAUGUAAGCCUUAAUUGUAUAGCAAUAACCAAUCUAUUUAUACCCUUUCUCUGAAUCAAUAUCUUCCCCAACCAAAAAAAAGGAAAAUGACAAAAAAAAAGUGUGUUCUUUAUUCUUUUUUUCUCAUGAACUGUUCUAUUUAUUGUACUGGUAUGAUAUUUUAGUUGGACAUUCAUUGUGAACAUUUUUACAGUACUUAUCCUGUGUGGUCUAUAAUGAGAUUGAACAUGUUGCUUGACUCUUUGAUCAAAA
This is a messenger RNA of Panicum virgatum (switchgrass), 3088 nucleotides long. Its product is annotated as nucleolin-like. Gene Ontology annotation, molecular function: poly(A) binding. The record is from RefSeq and is a predicted model, not a curated record. NCBI's taxonomy places the organism in Eukaryota, Viridiplantae, Streptophyta, Magnoliopsida, Poales, Poaceae. The coding region runs from base 414 to 2387 and encodes 657 amino acids. The transcript has 9 exons. Gene Ontology annotation, cellular component: cytoplasm; nucleus. Gene Ontology annotation, biological process: mRNA processing; regulation of mRNA stability.